This is a messenger RNA of Engraulis encrasicolus (European anchovy), 6718 nucleotides long. RefSeq names its product FERM, RhoGEF and pleckstrin domain protein 2 (gene farp2). The transcript has 27 exons. NCBI's taxonomy places the organism in Eukaryota, Metazoa, Chordata, Actinopteri, Clupeiformes, Engraulidae. Gene Ontology annotation, molecular function: guanyl-nucleotide exchange factor activity. The coding region runs from base 123 to 3413 and encodes 1096 amino acids. The record is from RefSeq and is a predicted model, not a curated record. Gene Ontology annotation, cellular component: cytoskeleton.
CGACGCCAGUCGGGAUACACACUGCUAAAAGAAUCCUAGACGGCGUACAAGAAGAGAACCAAGGUAUUUUCAUGUGUGCGUCUAAGGACACGCUGCCUAUGAGUGUGCACGCGUGAGGACCGAUGGGUGAGAUCGAGGGCACGUACCGCGCCCUACAGACGCCGGGCACCAGACUGGGCGCCCAGUUCAACGCAGGCAUCAGCACGCUGGAGCCGGGCCAGAGCCUCAGCGUUGCCAUGGGCGCGGGGGGCAAAGGUCACGGGGGGCGGGGCGGCGGCCUGCAGCUACGCGUCCUCAACCUCGAUGACACACAGGAGUUCUACGACCUGGAGACCAAGGCUGAUGGACAGAUCCUCCUGUCUGAAGUGUUCCGCCGGUCGAACCUGAUGGAGAAUGAUUACUUUGGCCUGGAGUUCCAGAACAUGCAGAUGAACUGGGUCUGGCUGGAGCCAACGAAGCUCAUCGUAAAACAAGUCAGAAGACCCAUGAACACCCUCUUCAGGCUGUCAGUGAAGUUCUUCCCUCCAGAUCCUGGUCAACUGCAGGAGGAGUACACCAGGUACCUGUUUUCUCUGCAGAUGAAGAGGGAUCUGAUGGAGGGAAGACUCACCUACACUGAGAACACUGGAGCUCUCCUGGCCUCUCACCUGGUGCAAUCUGAGCUGGGUGACUAUGAGGAGGGUGCCGAUCGUGAGUACCUGAAGCUGAACCAGCUGCUUCCCUACCAGGACCAUGUGCAGGACAAGAUCAUGGAGCUGCACAGGAGACACUUCGGUCAGACUCCGGCCGAGUCUGACUUCCAGGUGUUGGAGAUCGCGCGCAAGCUGGAGAAGUACGGCGUGCGCUUCCAUCCGGCGGCCGACCGAGAGGGCACCAAGAUCAACCUGGCCGUGCAGCACAUGGGCCUGCAGGUCUUCCAGGGCAACACGAAGAUCAACACCUUUAAUUGGUCGAAGAUCCGCAAGCUGAGCUUCAAGAGGAAGAGGUUCCUGAUCAAACUCCACCCAGAAGUCCAUGGUCCCCACCAGGACACACUGGAGUUUCUGAUGGCGAGUCGUGACGCAUGCAAGGUGUUCUGGAAGAACUGUGUGGAGCACCAUUCCUUCUUCCGCCUCUACGAUCAGCCACAGCCCAAAGCCAAGGCCAUAUUCUUAAGCAGAGGAUCCUCCUUCAGAUACAGCGGCCGCACACAGAAGCAGCUGGUGGAGUAUGUGAGAGAGAGCGGAGCCAAGAGGACACCGUACCAGAGGAGGAACAGCAAGAUCCGCAUGUCUGCUCGAUCCCUUGCUGCCGAUUUCGCCAAGCAGAAUCUGUCGUUCAACGACUCGCUGCGUCUCCCUGGUUCUCCUUCCUCGGCCACUGUCUCCUUCCACUCCUUAUCGCCUGGCGGAGGAGGAGGAGGAAUGGGAAUGGGAAUAGGAGUGGGCGGUUCUCCACGGAGGUCCCCGGACCCCCAGCCCCACCUGCCUCCUCUCCACAGCCCCUCGUCUGGCUACCAGCACCAGUCCCCGGCUCACCAGUACCAGUCCAGCCCGAUCCAGCAGAACCAGCAGCAGGCAGCUCGUCCGGCCAGCCCCCUGACGGAGGACGUCACCAAGGCCGCCAACGCUGCCACCUCGCCCCCUUCCCACCACGCAUACCCAGGUUCUGCUGUGACGGACAGUCCCCAGUUGUCCCCGUUCAGCUCGUCUGGUCCAAUGUGCAUGUCCCCGUCCUUCCAGAUGUCCACCCUGAGCCUGCCAGGCCAGGGGCCCUCCCCGCUGCAGAGCCCCGUGCUGGGGGACGGAGGAGGCAGGACAGGCCUGGAGGAGGAUGAGGACGGCAGGAGGAAGCGCUACCCCACUGAUAAGGCCUACUUCAUAGCCAAAGAGAUCCUGACAACGGAGAGAACCUACCUGAAGGACCUGGAGGUCAUCACCGUGUGGUUCCGCAGUGCGGUGAUUAAGGAGAAUGCCAUGCCAGAUGGCCUGAUGACGCUGCUCUUCUCCAAUAUCGACCCCAUAUACGAGUUCCACAGACGCUUCCUCAAAGAGGUGGACCAGAGGCUGGCUCUCUGGGAGGGCCGCUCUAAUGCCCAUGUGAAGGGAGACUACCAGCGCAUUGGAGACGUCAUGCUGAGGAAUAUGAGCGCCCUCAAGGAGUUUGUGAGCUACCUCCAGAAGCAUGACGAGGUGCUGACGGAGCUGGAGAAGGCGUCUAAGCGUCUGAAGAAGCUGGAGGCGGUCUACAAGGAGUUUGAGCUGCAGAAGGUCUGCUACCUGCCCCUCAACACCUUCCUCCUCAAGCCCAUCCAGAGACUCAUGCACUACAAACUCAUCCUGGAGAGGCUCUGCAAACACUACACGCACGAACACAGAGACCUGCUGGACUGCCAGGAGGCCCUGAAGGAGGUGGCUGAGAUCGUGACCCAGCUGCAGAGCAGUCUGAUCCGGCUGGAGAACUUCCAAAAACUGACUGAGCUACAGCGAGACCUCAUCGGCAUUGAGAACCUCACCGCACCCGGCAGGGAGUUCAUUCGUGAGGGCUGCCUGUACAAACUCACCAAGAAGGGACUUCAGCAGAGGAUGUUCUUCCUGUUCUCCGACAUGCUCCUCUACACCAGCAAGGGCGUCACGGCAACCAACCAGUUCAAAGUUCACGGGCAGCUACCGCUGCACGGCAUGAUCGUGGAGGAGAGUGAGAAUGAGUGGUCAGUGCCCCACUGCUUCACCAUCUACUCAGCACAGAGGACCAUCGUAGUGGCAGCCAGCUCCAAGGUGGAGAUGAGUAAGUGGAUAGAGGACCUGAACAUGGCUAUAGAUAUGGCCAAGAAGACCCAGGACAAGUCAGACCUAGUCCUGGACCCGGCACUAUCCGACCGCUCCAACAGGUCGUCUGACGAGGUGUCACUGGAACAGGAGUCUGAGGAUGAGAUGAGCUCUUCUCGCUCCUCAUUGGACAAACAGCAUCAUCACCGUGCCAACACCACCAUGCACGUCUGCUGGCACCGCAACACUUCAGUGUCCAUGUCUGACCACAGCCUGGCCGUGGAGAAUCAGCUCUCGGGGUACCUGCUGAGGAAGUUCAAGAACAGCAACGGCUGGCAGAAGCUCUGGGUGGUCUUCACCAACUUCUGCCUGUUCUUCUACAAGACGCACCAGGAUGACUUCCCAUUGGCCAGCCUCCCGUUGCUAGGCUACACGGUGAGCACCCCUGGUGAUGGAGACGGCAUCAAUAAGGAGUACGUCUUCAAGCUGCAGUUCAAGUCCCACGUCUACUUCUUCCGUGCAGAGAGCGAGUACACCUUCGAGAGGUGGAUGGAGGUGAUCAAGAGUGCGGCGAGCUCUGCUGGCGGCCGUAUGGGCCUGAUGCCCCCCAAGGGCUCGGUGGAGCUGCUGCAGCCCAAGGGCUGCGUGGAGAUGAACGGCAACUGAGGACCAGCCUGGAGCUGAGCUCCUGGGCAUGGAGGCAGGGCCUCGCAGUCGCCUAGGAGACCAUUGAUGCUGUUCAUCCAAUUCUACAGUCUCCUGGAAGACCGUUGAUGCUGUUCCAUCACAUUCUACAGUCUCCUAGGAGACAAUCCUGAUGCUGUACAUCUUUAUACUUCUCCUACUUAACUGUUUUUUAAAAAUAAAGAAGGGGGUGGGCCAUUAACUGUUGAUUGACAUGAGGGUGGGCUUUGGAACUUGGAACAGCUGAAGAACUGAAGGACUGAAUGAGGCCAGCAGAACAUGUUCAUCUCAUGUUCUAGAGUUCUAUUGCUCAUGUCUCAUACUGCCCGUGUUCUUUCUCUUGUUCUGUUCCUGUAACGUAUUUUUUUGCUUGUGUUCAUUACUUACAUCUCCACCACAGCCAGGUGACACCUCAAAGUGGGGUUCCUAGGAGAGCCCUGAUGCUGUCCUUUCGUCUGGUUCAUUAUGAGACUCAUCCAAAGAUGUAUAACCCAAGUCCAAAUAACCAGACUAAUGAAUAUGUGAGCCUAUCUACUCAUUGGUUGUUCAUUGGCUAAUCUAAACUCGUUUGACCGUGUAAAACAUUUCAAAGUUAUUUGUUUCAUUAACACUGUUGUUCCCCUCCAUUUCACUUCUUUUGACGUUGCUCAAUUACCUCCGUCAGGCCUCAUGGUGGCGAGCACAGAUGUUGUUUCCAGGGAGAUGGGGGAACUCUGCACUGAGAGACGCAGGAAGGGAAUCGCGAAGUGAAGAGAUGGCUAGAACACCAUGAAGGCUGUUUCUAUAGUUGGAACACUGUAAAGGUGUUCCGUAGGUGGAGCACCGUAAAGGCAUUCCAUUGAUGGAACACUUACAAGGCUGAUUCUAUAGUUGGAACACCAUACAUUGUGCUUCACAGAUAGAGGCCAGUAAAGGCGUUCUAUAGACAAGGCACGCUAAUUGGGGCUCCACGGCUGGGUUGGAACACUCAUACGGUACAAAUGGACACCCAAUGUUGGCUCACGGAACAGGACAUGAAAUGUACUAGAGGGAUAGAUUGGAUACUGGACCCAAGGCUAGUGAUGGUACUGGACCUAAGGCUAGUUUGGGAAUUGGACUCGAGGCUAUUGUGGAGACUGGACUCAAGGCUAGUUUGGUAUGUUGAACAGAUAUUUUAAGGUGUACAGUCUCUCAUCUCUCUUGACUAUGACACGUUGAAGUGCUCUGCUUUAGACCCGAGGGAGAUUUUGAGCCGGCUCCUGCCCAGAGCUUGGCGUCCAUCUUGUUUAUUUUGUUUUUGUUUUUGUUAAAUCUCUGGUCAGCAGCUCAUCUGUGCAUAAAAUGUGUGAUGCGUGUGAAAUGAUUUGAUCUACGUAGCUGCCGUGUUUCACUCCAUGCUUCUAAUAAAGAGUUACCGAAUAUUAGGGGAAGUAGCUUUGAUUUGACAUUUUUUGAUAUUGAUAUGGUUAACUUUGUGAACUGUUUUUUGUUUUGUUUUGUUUUUUUGCCCACCUCUUGCUGUGGAGUUAAAAGGGAAUGUGUUUUAUAUAGAGAUUUAACACAUUAAUUUAUCAUGAGGCUGACAUAUCUCAAAGUGACGGAAUUUUGUAAUAAAUGUAAUAAUUGAUAUUGAAGUGUAAUGGUAGUAGUGGUGGUUCAUGGUACUUGAGGGUGACGAGGUGCAGUGGUCUAAGCAUAAACAUUGGGAGGUGUUUUUAGAGCAAUCCUCCUGCCCUCCUUUAGGGGCGCUGUAAUAACAGUCUUCAAGUUUUCACCCCUGCUGCAUUUCAUACUUUUACAGUGUUGAGGCCAGUCAGCCAAUGUUUUGGUGAGGAGCCGAACAGUUUGACGUCUUAAUUUUUUUUUUUCUUGAUCCUUUUCCUCUCCUUCAUUGUUUCCCUUCUCGCAAGGAAAGUGACUGUCUGAGACAGUGUUGCUACGCACAACCUCUUGAACAGGGCUGUGUGUAGGGUAUGAGAGGUGGUGUGUACUGUCUGUCUGUGCGGUGGCGGAAGCUGGUGUGUACUGCGUGUAGAGUGCGAGAUCUGUUUACCCAUAGUUUGUAUAUUCAGAAGUGCGUAAGGCCAUACACUAAGUGAAUGAGAGGGAAGCUUAAACUCCUCCACAGCCUGGAAACUUAAUUAUUGUACAAAUAUAUUUAGCUCUGAGCAGAACACGGUACUGGGUCAACCCCGGCCCUAUAGCAGCCAUUUGUGUGUGUGUGUGUGUGUGCAUGUGCGUGUGCGCGUGCGCGCGUGUUUGGAGGUAUGUGAGUGUGUGUCUGUAGACAAACAGUAUAUGGAAAAAUGCUUCAAAUCCUGGUACCAUGGCACCAUGGCUUUUUUGUUUUGUACAUUUUGUAUUGAUGACUGGAAUCUCCUCCCUCUCCCUGAUUGGCUAAAGGGUUUGGGUGGGAGGGGCUGACUGAUUUUUGGUUUUGCAUUUCAUUUCAUUUUGAACCACACCCUUUUUUUUUUUUUUUUACUCUUCUCUGACCUCUGUCCCCAUGUUCGCUACUGUUCUCGCCUCUCGGAUGAAAAAAAUGGAGAAAAGGAAGGAAAGGAAAUAAACAUCUCAGAACUUUGUGGGUGUCACAUUCCUAGCAGGGAUUUUGGUCUCAUUUUGACCUCAUCUCUGUGUGGGAAUACUUCAGCUAUAACCAUGUGUCCUUUCCAACAUCUAUUCUCCUCAAGUGCUUGUGGCCUCGUGAUGAUGUCACUAGGCGUCAUUCACGACAGAAGUUUAAUUCAAUAUAUCAUUUUCUCAUUUGCAAUCGGGAUGUUGAAAGGGGAAAGUCCCCCAAAAGUUUUUUUGUGGCUUGGUUGACAGCUGGGAAACUUAAUUGUUUUUUUCCACGAAAUUUUGGGCAUCACAUGAAGCAGAAGGCCACAAGCACAAGUCGAGGACAAGAGUCAGGCUAUUGUAAAGGAGCCCAUAUCCCCCCACACCAUCUCAGGCUUAGACUAUAUUGUCUUUGUGCCCAUCUCUCAUCCCCCUCUCCCUCCAUCCCCCUCUGCCCAUCUCUUCCAUCCCUCUCUUCCUAUAUUACGUCCUCCUGUUCCUUUAUAUUUCUGUUGUGCCCAUCUCUCAUCCCUUCUUCCCCCAUCUCCCUUCUUCUCCCCAUCCCUCUCUCUCUCUGUGUACCCUCCCUCCUUUCCUCUCCUCCGGAUGGUACUAUGUUAAUUCUAUUUAUAUUGUAGCAUAUGUGAGCUGAGUGGCUCCACACCUCUCUGCAUGUAGUCAUGACUAUGACCUCUUAUUGCAUCGAUGAAUAACAAACAAUAAAGUUCACAACUGGUUCAAGCUUU